CUGGACCGCAUUUUAUCUGUCAAUGUCACCUGAAUAAAUAUUUGUGUCAAAAUAACCUCAAAAGGUUCAUGUAAUAAUUUUUGAAAAAUUACGAAACAAAUUGCAUUUAUACUAAAAGAAAACUGCUACUAAGCAUUUAUUUUCAACAAAAAAACAAAGGCUUAUCAAUAAAAACAUGAAUAUAGCACGAAAACUCUGUACAAUCCACCACAGUUAUGUCAGCAAGAACCUUUACCGAAAAUUUAGAUUUUCGGCAAUAAACUAUGAAUCGGCUACAGCAACCCAGCCCCAAGUUAAAGAAGAGAAGUUUAACUUCGAAGAUUUAAACACUUUCGAGCGUAGCGAACGCCGUAAAGCGAAAAUUGAACCAUUUAUGAAAAACAUCUUCACUUCUUAUUUCGACCGCAAUAUGCUUGCUUACCCCGAGAUUCUAAACAAAGAAGAGACCGAAGCACUCGAAAAAAGAGUCACAGCCAUCACCAACGUGUUUUCAGACCCAAAAAAGACGGCAGAAGAUCGCAAAAACAUACUUAAAGACACGAAAAUGUAUGCGGCACCUAUCUCUUUGACGCGAAACGGUCUUGCAAGCAAUAUAACAGAAAGUUUAAGGUAUUUGGAGGCUAUAUCGACUGAUUUUAAGCUCGGCCAGGAGAUGAGUGACCACUGGGUGGGGCUGUUAUUGCUGCAAGCAGGUUUGACUCAAGAACAGUUGUCUAUGAUUGUGGAUGAAUUAAUCACGGGUGAUAAUCUGAUCUCCUUGGGUAUUAAGGAAAGAGUUGCAGAGAGGAUAUCUCAAGCUGAUUUUAGGACUUUUGCUGAGAUGGAUGGGCAAGGAGUCUGGCGCAUAUCAGGCGAGAAGAUAUGCCAGUUCAACAAUGGGUUUAUACUGGUACUCUCGACUGUCGAGGCGGAGCGCUUGAAGAUGUUCCUCGUACAUCCCGGAGCUGCUGGUGUCAGCAGCAACGGUCCUUUUGUUAAUUUUAUGAAGACUCCUGGUACGCCACUAGACGCGGUCCCAGAGAACAAGCUAGCGCAAAUACUAGGUCUAUCUCGUUUGUACGCCGCCUCACUCUCCCGCUGUCGGCUAACCAGUGCCAUCCGCAGUGUAGUGGAGUAUACCAGGCCUAGAGCUUUCACUGGCAAACCCCUAGCAGACUUAACAACGAUUCAAUCGACAAUAGGCUCAGCGCUCCUACAAGUGUACGCGAGCGAGAGCGCCGAGUACUUCACAGCCGGCCUGCUGGACGGCUACACGGAGCCUGAUGCUGAACUGGAAGUCGCCAUGUGCAGAAAUUUCAUAGCCAACCACGGCGUACAUACAAUGCUGGACCUUCUCUCAGUGCCGGCGCUGGACAAGGAGGAGGAAUGUAAGCUGUAUCUGGACAACAUGAGGCAUUUGGCCACUAGGGGCGAGAACUUGGAUAGCGUUAAUAUGUUUAUAGCACUAACAGGCCUCCACCACGCCGGCAAGUCGAUGGCUGAGGAGGUGAAACAGAUGCGCAACCCACUGAUGCAUCCCACCUUCAUAUUCAGAAAGGUCUUCGCUAACAGACAUCAGGAAAAAGACGACCCCAAACUAACUCUGCACCUCUCAGAACACUUGCACCCCACACUGAAGAUCCCGUCGGAACAGUUAGAGUACUGCGUGCUUCGCAUGAGAUACGCCUGCGAGACGCUCAUGGCGAGGCACGGCGUCAACGUCGACAGCGCAUAUACGGAAUUGAGUCGGCUAGCUGAGGCAGCUACAGAAAUAUUAGUGAUGACUGCAGUACUGGCGAGAGCAUCAAGAGCAUACUGCAUAGGCCUAAGAAACUCCGAAAUUGAAAUGAAGUUAGCCGCCUGUUUCGUAGAAAAAACUAAAGAAAGAGUGAAAAAACUUAUCAAGGAAAUAGAUGACGGACAAUAUCUGAACUUGGACCAUUUUACAGUACAAUUCGGUAGGAAAGUAUUAGAUACUAACACUACUUUAGCUGAGAAACCUACCGCUAGAGUGUUUUGGUAAGGUUUGAAAGAGGUGCAGUUGACUACAAAUUUUGUUUUCUGUUAAAGGGUCAUUUCAUACUAGCGGUUUUUUUUUCAUGCUUAUCUGGUCGGUUCUUGUCGUCAUCCAAAGAAAUUACACUUAGUUCUAGAUAGUGUAACAAGCAAAAAAAAUAGAAUAAUUUAUGAAUAGGGAGUGAGAGUAGUAAUAAAAUGUUUCUGGUAAUACUGAAUGUAAAAUGGUGGAUCAGCUAUCCAGCUAUAGUUUGGGUUCCAGAUAUAAUGUCAGGACACCUUUUCACACACGGUUGGUUAGCCCCAUGCUAAGUUAUUAAUUAACUUGUGUUAUGGAUGCUAACUCAACUGAUAAACUACAUAUAGCUACAUAUAUACAUAUUUAUAAAUACAUAUUGUAACACCACGGCCAACAAGCAUGUUCAUCACACAAAUGUCGACCGAACCGAGAAUCGCACCCGAGACCUCAUGUUCGGCAGUCCGGCAUGGUCACCAUCCAUUGCGCCAUCGAGAAAGAUAUAAAUGUAAUGUCUUUGGCGUCGUUUCUCGAACCUUUAGAUGUCAAUCAAAAGUUUGUUCUGUAUUUGUUAUCCGCUAGUGUGAAACGCUCUUUGUGUCAAACAAAAUACUGUUGACAAGAAAAUUUGAAAAAAAUAUUUUACGAGAAUACCGCGGGAAAAGUUAGUAUGUUUGUUUAUUCUAAAUAAGAAUUAUUGUAUGAGUUGAUUUAUUUCAUUAAGAAAACUUACUAUAAGAACGAUUAGUUGGGAAAAAUAUUUUUAAUGUUACGUUGUAAAUAAAACUAGUUUUAAUAUUU
Molecule: messenger RNA, 2812 nt
Organism: Helicoverpa zea (corn earworm)
Lineage: Eukaryota; Metazoa; Arthropoda; Insecta; Lepidoptera; Noctuidae
Gene: Egm
Product: complex I assembly factor ACAD9, mitochondrial
Exons: 10
Coding region: 176-2002 (608 amino acids)
Molecular function (GO): oxidoreductase activity, acting on the CH-CH group of donors; flavin adenine dinucleotide binding
Source: RefSeq, a predicted model, not a curated record